Ochotona princeps (American pika) is the source of this 1833-nucleotide messenger RNA. RefSeq names its product cytochrome P450 7B1. Gene Ontology annotation, biological process: cholesterol homeostasis; bile acid biosynthetic process. The transcript has 6 exons. The record is from RefSeq and is a predicted model, not a curated record. The coding region runs from base 4 to 1488 and encodes 494 amino acids. NCBI's taxonomy places the organism in Eukaryota, Metazoa, Chordata, Mammalia, Lagomorpha, Ochotonidae. Gene Ontology annotation, molecular function: iron ion binding; heme binding; steroid hydroxylase activity.
GACAUGCCGCCGGAGCUGCUCAGUGUCCCCGGCCUGGUCCUCGCCACGGCCCUCCUGCUGCUUGCCCUGUGCCUGUGUGGCCGGCGCACCAGGAGACCUGGUGAACCUCCAUUGAUAAAAGGCUGGAUUCCCUAUCUUGGAGUGAUAUUGAAUAUCCGAAAAGAUCCCUUAGGCUUCCUGAGAAGUCUUCAAAAGCAACAUGGUGACGUUUUCACUAUUCUACUUGGGGGGAAGUAUCUGACAUUUGUCCUAGACCCUUUCCAGUAUCAAUUCCUGAUAAAAAAUCAGAAACAAUUGAGCUUUCGAAAGUUUAAUAAUCAAGUGUCAGCGAAAACGUUUUCCAUCAAACAGUUGAUGUACAACGCUGACAUGGAUGGGGAUCUCCAUGUCACCUAUCAAAAUUUGCAAGGAAAAUCUCUGGACCUACUCUUGGAAGACAUGGUGCAGAACAUGAAGCAAAUGUUUGAAGCUCGACUAUUAAAAGCCACAAACUGGAAAACGGAAAAAUUGCGAGAGUUCUGCAGCUCAUUAGUAUUUGACAUGAACUUCACAACCAUAUAUGGAAAAUUUCUUGCUGACAACAGUAAAAAAGUUAGUGCGCUAAGAGAAAAUUUUUUCAAGUUUGAUGACAAGUUUGUGUACUUAGCAUCUAAUAUACCCAUUGAGCUCCUAGGCAAUGUCAAGUUCAUACGACAGAAACUUAUAAAAUGUUUGACAUCAGAAAGCUUAGCUAAGAUGCAAGGAUGGUCAAAACUUGUUCAAGAGAGGCAAGAGAUAUUGGAGAAAUACUACAUACGUGAGGACAUUGAAAUAGGAGCACAUCAUUUAGGCUUUCUCUGGGCCUCUGUGGCAAACACCUUUCCAGCUAUGUUCUGGACCAUGUAUUAUAUUCUGCAGCACCCAGAAGCCAUGACAGCUGUGCGUGACGAAAUUGACCAUUUUCGGCAGUCAACAGGUCAACAGCAAGGAUCUGGAUUUUGGGUUAACAUCACCAGAGAACAAUUGGACAAUCUGAUCUACCUAGACAGCGUGAUUCGUGAAGCUUUACGACUAUCCUCACUUUCGGGCACCAUGCGUUUUGUUGAAGAGGACAUGACUCUCAGUACAGAAAUUGGGGAAUAUUGUCUGCGAAAGGGAGACUUUGUCACAGUAUUGCCUGCAAUCACACAUUCGGAUCCUGAAAUCUUUGAAGCUCCAAAGGAGUUUAAAUUUGACCGUUUCAUCGAAGAUGGUAAGAAGAAAAAGACCUUUUCCAAAAGAGGGAGAAAACUCAAGCAUUACCUAAUUCCAUUUGGAUAUGGAGUCAGCAUUUGUCCGGGACGACAUCUUGCAGUUGCUGAACUAAAACACUUGAUGUUUUACCUCUUAACUCACUUAGAUUUAGAAAUAAUUGACAAUAAGCCUGUAGGAAUAGAUCAUAGCCGUAUGAUGUUUGGAAUUCAGCAUCCCAAUUCAGAUGUCUUAUUUAGGUACAAGACAAGAUGUUAGAGAAGCUGAGAGGGAAGAAGAGAAAUCUGAAAAUUAAGAUGAUCUAAUCACAUCUAUUUGCUUUUAACUUCCAUGUUUAUUUGUUCAAAACAUGGCAAUUUCUAUUUGAUCUGAGAUCAGCUCAGUUUGUUUUUCGUCACAAACCUAACAUAAAAUAUAAGUCAGAAGUGGCGUGAAAAGUGGAUGGUAAAAUGAAUUUAAUGAUAAGCUCAAAACAGUUUUUCCUUAGGUUCUACUUACUGUGAUUUUUAGUUGUUUUAGUAAAUGUUCCCUCACAGCAAUAUAUUUGGCAUUGUGUGAUUUUUUAAAAGUCACUCAAAAUUCCUCUUCAAUUUCCAUAAACAC